AUGGCUGAGAAAAUUGGUCUUGUUGAAAGUUUCCUGAGUUGCCAUGUGUGUUCAGAGACUUUCAGAGAUCCUGUGUCUCUGAGCUGCAGCCACAGCUUCUGUUCAAGCUGUCUGCAAAAAUUCUGGAAACAAGCUGAAAACAGAAACUGUCCCAUUUGUAAAAGGAAAUCUUCAAAGGAUCGUCCAUAUGUGAACUUUUCACUGAAGGAACUAGCUGACUCAUUUGCUGGGAGACAGAAAGCUGGAUCAUCUGAGACAGAAAAGGGAGAAAAGGUGGUGGAGGUGGUGUGUAGCAAACAUCAAGAAGAGCCUAAAUUGUUCUGUAAAGAUGAACAGAGAGCUGUGUGUCCUUCCUGUGAUUUUCCUCACCAAAAAGAUCACAAGGUAGUUCCUGUAGAAGAAGCAGUCAGUGACCUGAAGGACCAGCUGAAAUCUGACUUAAAGCCUCUACAGGACAAGAUGGACAAAUACAAACAAGUGGAGAAAACAUACAAUGAAAUGAUUCAACACUCCAAGAAGCAGCUGUUGUCCACAGAGAGGCAGAUCAGAGCAGAGUUCAACAAGCUCCACCAGUUCCUGAAAGAGGAAGAGGAGUCCAGACUGGCAGCUCUGAGGAAAGAAGAGGAGCAGAAGGGUAAGACUAUGAGCAGAGAGAUGAAGAAGAUUCAGGAGCAGAUCUCCUCUCUGUCAGACAGUAUCUCUGCUGUUGAAGAAGACCUGCAGAAACACAACGUUUCAUUCCUCAGCAGUUAUAAACACACUCAGACCAGAGCCAGAGCCCAGUGCUCACUGUCAGAUCCACAGCUGGUCUCAGGAGCGCUGAUAGAUGAGGCCAAACACCUGGGCAACCUGUCCUUCAGAGUCUGGGAGAAGAUGAAGGAGACGGUCCACUUCAGUCCUGUCAUUCUGGACCCAAACACUGCCAGUGGAUGGCUUUAUCUGUCUGAUGAUCUGACCAGUGUGAGACAAGGAGACACAUAUCAGCAGCUCCCUGAUAAUCCAGAGAGAAACAUUAAUUAUGCCAAUGUUCUGGGCUCUGAGGGUUUCAGCUCAGGGAAACACAGCUGGGAGGUGGAGGUGGGAGACCAUCCUCACUGGUUAGUGGGUUUGGCUAAAGAGUCAGUUGACAGGAAGGGAGAGAUAUUUGUAGAACCAAAAUAUGGAUUCUGGUGUUUAACGCAUCGCAGUGGAAAAUACACUGAUGUUGUUGGUAAUACUGUCACAGAGAAGAAGAGUCUCCAGAGGAUCAGAGUCCAGCUGGACUAUGACAGGGGGGAGGUGUCCUUCUACGACCCUGAAGACGAGACUCACAUCUACACUCACAGAGACACUUUCACUGAGAAACUCUUCCCUUAUUUCAGUAUUGGAAAGUCUGGUGAUGCUAAAGGCACUGAUAUCAAAAUCUGUCAAACUGAGAUUUCUCUGUGAUGUUCAGGAAGGUUUGUGUUAUCAACAUUUUGAUUGACUUUUCUUUAAUCAUUUUUUCUUUUGUCUGAAGCAGAUUUGAUUUCAUGUUGAGGGUCACUGAAUUUUGUUGCUUAAUGAAACAAAUGAUCCAAACUGGUUUUAAUGUACAAAGCAGAUACAAUAUCUUUUAUAAUUGUUUUUUGUUCUCUAAAGUCACUUUUUAAAGACUUAAAUAUAUCUAUUUAGAUCACAUUAUAUGAAGAUAAAUAAAAUCAUCACUGUAUCACUGAGACUGUGUUACAUCAUCUGAGGUUGAACUUUUAUAAAAGGUACAAAUCAAAUCUGUUUUUAUUAUAAUUUUUAAACCUGGUUAGUAGCAUCUUGUUUUUAUU
Messenger RNA from Scomber scombrus (Atlantic mackerel), 1799 nucleotides. Its product is annotated as zinc-binding protein A33-like. The record is from RefSeq and is a predicted model, not a curated record. The transcript has a single exon. The coding region runs from base 1 to 1428 and encodes 475 amino acids. Gene Ontology annotation, molecular function: zinc ion binding; protein binding. NCBI's taxonomy places the organism in Eukaryota, Metazoa, Chordata, Actinopteri, Scombriformes, Scombridae.